GAGAGAGAGGAAGGGGGUGGGGAGAGAGAAACACCUAUGUGAGACCUGGCGUCGAAGCAGCAGCCUUGGUGCAGGGCACGACGCCCAGCCCUCCGAGCCACACCGGCCAGGAUGUGAUCAAGAUCUAAAAUGAACCCAGAUACGUUUGGAAAGGUCCUCGUUUGUAAAGUCAUGUCAUGGGAGGGUCUUGAGUUCACUCUUAACUGUAAGUGAGCCAGCGUCCGGAUAACAGGAAGAGUCUGUAACAGGAAAAGUCACUCCCUCAGUCGUGACUUUUGCUCCGCUGGCAGGGACUUUGGAGUCUGUAAAAUGUCUUUACCUGUGACAAAGCACUUUUUAAAUUAGGCCGUUUGUGGGUGACUUGCCAAGUUGUGUUUCACUCUGAUCUUGCCAGUGUGGACCUGACCAAAGAGGAAGCGCCUGGCCCCGUCGGCUCUAGAAGCGGCUCAGCUGGACGCCCCCAGCAGGAGGACGGCAGCAUGUUCUCUCUCGUCACCUGGAACGUGGACGGGCUGGAUCUGAACAACCUGUGGGAGCGGGCUCAAGGGGUGUGUGCCUCCCUCGCUCUGUACAGCCCGGAUGUGAUAUUUCUACAGGAAGUUAUUCCCCCAUAUUACAGCUUGCUAAAGAAGAGAGCAAGUAGUUAUGAGAUUAUUACAGGUCAUGACGACGGAUAUUUCACAGCCAUAAUGUUGAAGAAAUCAAGAGUGAAAUUGAAAAGCCAAGAGAUUAUCCCUUUUCCAAAUACAAAAAUGAUGAGAAACCUUUUGUGUGUGCAUGCAAGCGUGUCGGGAAACGAGCUGUACCUCAUGACUUCCCACCUGGAGAGCACCCGGGGGCACGCGGAGGAGCGCGCGAAUCAGUUUAAAAUGGUUCUGAAGAAAAUGCAGGAGGCUCCCGAGUCGGCCACCGUCAUAUUUGCGGGAGACACAAAUUUAAGGGAUCACGAGGUGAGUGACAGCCGUUCACUGCUGAGGGCGGGUUGUGGCCGUGGAAGCUGGUUCCGGUUCCUUGUGAUAACGCUGGUAAAGGGGCACUUGCCGCUGUCGGUGAAAACCCGGCAAUAGUGACUCAGCCGUGCUCUGUCCAGCCUGGCGGCAGCAGAGGCAGGAGGCCUGCUGUGUGACGGGGGGAAACGGGCGUGUGAGACACGCAGGGCAGUGGGCUAACGAGGGCUCGCGGGAAGUCAGUGGUCAGGGAGCUUAGGAGAGUCACGUUCAUCGUGGGUCUAGUCGCAAGGUGAGGAGAACAGAGUGGAGCGUCAUGGUUGUCCCCUCUCCUGGCACCACGUGUCCAGGGCUGAACGAUGUCUCUCUUUCCUUCGUUCCGUUGGGAUGUAGUGAGGUUUCCAGGGCUUUAUAGACCCAGAACCUGCCUCCCCCUGUGGCCCAGCUCCCAUCAGACAGCGCGGAUGGAGAUGGAGCUUCUGCUCAGGUCCCUGCCACAGCUCAGGGGCAGGACGACUGAGCAGGGAAGGAGAGCGGGCAGGGCUCUGCCCCAGGGAGGCCGUUUCCCAGGAAGGAGGCGGCUCGGCCUCCCGGACGCGGUGUCGGCAUGGGCACAGCCGUGAAGAACGGGGCUUUCUGUCGGC
Myotis brandtii (Brandt's bat) is the source of this 1591-nucleotide messenger RNA. It is a transcript of the gene TDP2, whose product is annotated as tyrosyl-DNA phosphodiesterase 2. The record is from RefSeq and is a predicted model, not a curated record. Gene Ontology annotation, cellular component: PML body; cytoplasm. Gene Ontology annotation, biological process: double-strand break repair. Lineage: Eukaryota; Metazoa; Chordata; Mammalia; Chiroptera; Vespertilionidae. Bases 480 to 1067 code for a protein of 195 amino acids. Gene Ontology annotation, molecular function: single-stranded DNA binding; 5'-tyrosyl-DNA phosphodiesterase activity. The transcript is spliced from 4 exons.